ACAAGAAGUCAGCACCUGUGACUGUAUUUAUAUGGCACACGGCAAACCCAAGUGACCAGAGGGGUCUUUAGGAGCUGGGAAUCACGCUAGCUUUUGGCACAGACAAGGGAGGCUGAUAGACCAAAAGCCACUUCCAGGUGAGGGGCACCAUCACACCAGCCAUGGCGAGAUCUGGUGUCUUCAUCCCUCUGCUUCUCCUCUUCCUUCUCCCUUCAGUCUCCCCCGACUGCUACACGGGCACAUCUACGGAGUGCGAGGAGACCAUGGCCUUCGUGCCCGCGCACAGCUUGGUGGGGGAGGGCAUUGACGUGACCACUCUGGAGUGGACGGGGGCCAAUCUGGUGGACACCAGCCUGUGGCACCACCCAAAUGGCACCUGCACCAUAUGCGAGAACCGGCUGCAGGGGCGACAGAAGCAGAGGCUGCCGCUGGCCGUGGUGGACUGGAGGGUCCAAAUCUCGUGUAACCGGGACCUCAGCAGCUCAGUGGAAGAGUCAGCCGCGGCUGUGGGCCGGGCACUGGCGUUGGAUGUGAACAACGACUGGAUGUCAGAGCUGGAGCUGCUAGAUGAGUCCCAUGGCCCGGCCUUGGGGGGGUCCAAAUCCCAGCUCACCAGCUACGCUUACCAGAAGGAGCUGCAGGACAAGUACAUGUUCGUGCGCCAAGAGAUGCCCUGUGUGUAUUACAGGUGAGAAUCCCACG
This is a messenger RNA of Terrapene triunguis (Three-toed box turtle), 702 nucleotides long. Its product is annotated as perforin-1-like. The transcript has 2 exons. The record is from RefSeq and is a predicted model, not a curated record. Lineage: Eukaryota; Metazoa; Chordata; Testudines; Emydidae. The coding region runs from base 162 to 692 and encodes 176 amino acids.